AUCCUUGUUUGGAAAAACAUUGGGAGCUAGUCUUGGUCUCGUUCUUAGGGGAUCUAGUUUUGAUAUUUAGAGUAUCUGGUCCUUGACAACCAUCUGAUACGUACCACAAGGUAACUACUCUUUUGUAAGGGAAGACAAACAACUAACAACUAAUGUCAGAUAAAUACAAGACAAUACAACCGAGAUGUGACCGUUCCCCCAAUAUUGUGUGAUGCUGAGCAAAAGAAAGGUCAGAAGUGAUGAGAUUAGGUCGUUUUAUGACAUCACAUGCACAGAUGAGCACAGGUUAAUUACAGAAACGUUGUCUUCCAAAAGGUCUUUGCUUCGCUAUCAUAAUCUAUCUGAAUGACACCCAAAGUGCGUAGGUCAGAAAGGGUCUUUGAGACCAUAUAAAAUAGACUCGGGCCACUGAAGAAAUGUGAGUUUCUCUUCCAACCCAAAAGGGUUCACUGAAAUAGAACGUAGAGAUUUUCAGCACUUCAGAGACAACGGUUCUCUCAUCCAGUCAAUUUCAUCAUGUACAAAGCUGCAGUUUUUACCCUCGCCCUGCUAGUGGCAUUCAUGGAGACCGCCAAGGCCACGGACGUCCACCCCAUCUACGGAGUGAAGCUGUGUGGCAGAGAGUUCAUUCGUGCGGUCAUUUUCACCUGUGGAGGUUCUCGCUGGAAAAGAUCUUUGGAUAUUACAGGUGACCUGUCUAAUGAUCUGCUCUUGCCCCAUGAUGACGAAGCCUCUGAUAGCUGGGCUACCAACCCCAUCCCUGGACUCUUGUACAGACCUCGCCCUGACUCAGAAGCUGCUGCCUGGGCAGGAGAGGGCCAGGAGAGCCCCAAGUUUAAUCGCCCCGCCCGCUCGCUCAUCUCAGAGGAAGUGCUGGAGGCCUUGCGGUCAUCAGACAGGAAGGGGCGGGAUGUGGUGGUGGGCCUGUCCAAUGCAUGCUGUAAAUGGGGCUGCAGUAAGAGUGAAAUCAGCUCAUUAUGUUAAAGGACUGUUUGUUGUAACUUUCUGUUCUUUUAACUCCACCCAUCCCAGACAUGACGAAUGAGGUGGAGAAGUUGUGAGGGUGUGGAUGGCGUCCCUAGUUUAAAAUAGAGUAAAUAGAUUUUAGCCAAAGUAAAAAUCUAUCUAUGUUAUUGUCUGUUUAAUACCAUGUCUAUCACUGUAAUGCUUUUGGUCAGAAUAAAGUUUUGUUUUCU
Misgurnus anguillicaudatus (oriental weatherfish) is the source of this 1196-nucleotide messenger RNA. RefSeq names its product relaxin 3b (gene rln3b). Gene Ontology annotation, molecular function: G protein-coupled receptor binding; hormone activity. Gene Ontology annotation, cellular component: extracellular region. NCBI's taxonomy places the organism in Eukaryota, Metazoa, Chordata, Actinopteri, Cypriniformes, Cobitidae. The record is from RefSeq and is a predicted model, not a curated record.